Molecule: messenger RNA, 1893 nt
Organism: Symbiodinium natans
Lineage: Eukaryota; Dinophyceae; Suessiales; Symbiodiniaceae
Source: the annotation of a GenBank genome assembly
AUGGACGACAAGGUUGGCCCAGUAACAUUGGAUGGUAAACACGAGGUGGCCGCGCUUAUCCGCAGCCGGUUUUUGCAGCACUUGAAGGAUGCAGGUGGUGGAAGCGUUUUGCGGGGCUGGAGGAGCUCCUUGGAUCCGGAUUUCCAUCAACGAGCUGCUAGACAGGAUGUUUGCAAAAUGGUGCUCGCUGCGAACCUUGAGGGCGGAGAGGCAGCAGCGCAUGUGCUCCUGACGCAGUUCGGAACCUGUGAAUCUUUAUCGCUGGUCGAGAUCGCGCCCGAGGCAGGUGUUUUGGUGUGCCGUUUCCGUCGUUUCCUUGCCCAGUUUGGCAACAUCAGGAAAUUUCUCGAAGAUAUGCAAGCUGCCGGCAACAUGGAGCUCAGCUUCGACGGCUUUGCUGCACUUUGUCGGAGGCACGGCUUCGACCCGGGAGCCCAUGAUUUGCGGGACCUCUUCAGCCUUUGCAGCAAGGGAAAAGACCAUCUGUCACCAGAGGAUUUCUUGUUCUUGGAGACGGAUGAGAACGUGCGGCAGCAAGAGAUCACCAGACAAAGCCAGCUGAAGUUCACCAAGCAGGAUGUGCACCACGCCUUCCUGGCAGAAGCUUACAAGGAAGACCGCGGACGCAGCGUGUCAAAUCGCCACAGACUGGCCCCGCGCCCCUGGCAUGAUCGUGCCUUCGAGACGCUGCCGCAGGUAAUUUCUCGCAGAAACCAGUCUUGGUUCCACGAGAAGAAAAGCAAGAAUGCAGAGGCUCGGCAGCAGUUCUUGAAGUACAUUCGAAGGAACUACGGAUCAGAGGUGCGCGCUUGGAGACGGGCAUUGGACCCUGAUGCGACAUUCCAACUCACGCUGACGACCUUCAAGCGAUGGUUUCGCAAUGAGACGAACCUCCGCGAGAGCAUCGACUUGCAGACGCUUUGGCGCUCCCUCGACCGGGAUGGCAGCGGCUGCCUGGGGAUGGAGGAACUUGCGCCGCAGUCAGCUGCCACAUUGGGCUGCUUUAGAAAAUGGCUCCGAGGCAGACUGGGCUCGUGUGCUUCUGCCUGGGAGCAUGAGGCGGUUUCUGAUGCCUUCUCCAACUUACACGCCGAGGGCUCCUGGGUGUCAAGAACCAAAUUGCUCAUCAAUGCCUUCGCAAAGGCCAUCAAGCAAAUUGGUUGGCGACCGAUUCUGGAUCAGCAAACGCGUUUGGCGCUGCUUGCUUCGUUGGACUACUUUGGCUGCGGCUUCCUGUCGCGAUCAGAUCUGGAAUGGCUGGAUGCCUGGGAGCCACCUGAGUGGCUUUAUUCCGAGCCAGAUGGUGAAGCAUGGGUGCAACUCCGCCGGCUGAUCAUGGGGCGAUACGAACAUCCCUUGGCUGCUUGGCGGGGCCUCCUGGACAGGGACGACUCCAACAGUGUAUCUUGGAGCGAGUUCAAGGAGGCUUGUCGGAGGGUUGGCUUUCAAGGCAACAUCGGUGGAGCGUGGAGAACUUUGGACGACGAUCUGUCAGGUACCAUCACCCUCCGGGAAUUCGAUGCAGCUAGCGCGAAGAUCUUGACAUCGUUCAAGGCUUGGUGUGAUUUGCACUACGGGUCCUUCGAGCAUUUGUUCAAGUCGAUGGACAAGGACCGAAGUGGCGGAGUUUCGUUUUCGGAGUUGCGACGUGCCUGCAGAAAUGGUGGCUGGAAAGGCAACGUGCACGUGCUGUUCAAGUGCCUCGAUGUGGAUAAUUAUGGAGACGGCCAGCGAACCAUCGAGUUGGAAGAGCUGCAGUUUCUGGAUUCCUGGGAUCCACUGGAAGAUGAGCCCCUGGAGGAGCACCUAAACCAGGCAGACGAAACGGCGCGAAUGCCCGCUCGCAGAUCGCAGCUCUCGCAGUCGUCUCCAGUGUUGCCCAAGCUCGUCUGA